AUGGAGCUGCUGCCGUCUCUGCUGUCCUCUCUGAGGACUGUGGAUCCCAGGACUGUGGAUCAGGAGUACAGCGUGGUGCGUUCACAGACCUCGCUGUUAAAGAGAGAUCUGAGUCUGACCUCCGAGACCGGAGCUCUGAAGGAAAACAUCAAGAAGAACAGAUACAAAGACAUCCUGCCAUAUGACCAGUCUCGGGUGAUGUUGUCUCUGCCGACCACAGACUCUGACUCUGAUUACAUCAACGCCAGCUUCAUCAAGGGGGCGACAGCAGACCGCAGCUACAUCGCCUCUCAGGGUCCUCUGAGCUCCACACUCACUGACUUCUGGAGGAUGAUCUGGCAGCACGGUGUCAAGGUGAUAGUCAUGGCCUGCAGAGAGAUAGAGAUGGGAAAGAAGAAGUGUGAGUGUUACUGGGCUCCAGUUCACCAGUCUGCUGCAUUUGGACCGUUUACUGUCUGCAACCAGGAGGAGUCACGUCCCAAUGAAGACAUGGUGAUCAGAACUCUGACUGUCACCUACCAGCAAAACAGCCGCUCGCUGGUUCAGUAUCAGUUCCUGUCGUGGCCGGAUCACGAUGUUCCCUACGAGGCUGCGGGAGUCCUGGACCUGCUGGUGAGAGCCAGAAACAGCCAGGGAGCACACACCUCGCCUCUGCUGAUACACUGCAGUGCGGGCUGUGGGAGGACAGGAGUCAUCUGCGCUCUCGACUACAUCCAUGACCUGCUGGUUUCCAAGCGGAUCACAGAAGACUUCAGCAUCAUGAGGAUUGUCAUGGACCUCCGGAGGCAGCGACCGUCUGCAGUACAAACCAAAGAUCAGUAUCAGUUCAUUUUCACGGCUGCAGCCUGUAUGUUCGAGCGAGUCCUGCAGGCCGCCGGUCGUCAGCGCUACCCGAGUCUGCCUGAGCUCAAGAUACCGGAGAAGAAAACCAUAAUAAAAUCUGCUUCCUCCUCCAAGAGAUUGUCGCAGCCGAUUGUCAUGAACGAUACGUACGCCGUGGUUAAUAAACCCAGACACCCCCCCUCACCCUCAACAAGCCCCGCCUACUCCACUGUAACCACAACCAGACCCAGCGUCGGCAACAGGUCGCUGCCCUCCUCCCAUCACUAUGACAACGACGUCAAAGGAGCGUCUGCAGCUCCUCUCUACAGCACUGUGAAACCCAGAGCUAAACCAAACACUCUGCCCUCGUCUGCCACGCCCAUCUACGACACAGCAACAUCAGCCAAUCACAGGCCGGGGGAGGGACCACCGGCACUAGGUAACAAUGGAGAAUAUCAGCUGUUUGCAGCUGAACGUCAUUCAUCAACAGAUGAUGAUUAUGAAGAUUUCUCCACUUCUGUGACAGACAUCCCCAACAUGUGCUCACGUGAUGGCAUCGGAUUUAACUGUCGUAUUCAGAAGCCCAGAGGACCCAGAGAUCCUCCUGCUGAGUGGAGCCGACUGGAGAGAUGAAACAGCUGAAGCGGUUCAACUGGACUUUACUGGUUUACAGUCAACUGUCAGACUGGAUUAGUGCAUUAAAGUGAACAGUGAGGGAUUAUUUUGAACUGACUUUGACUGAGACUGGAUUUAUGAAUCUGCUGUGUGAUACAGUGCUUAUAGAAAAUCGUCAUACCCCUUUGACUUUUUCCAGCUUUAUUUACAAAUUUAGCCUAACAACAUCAAGCCAAUGAAAAAAAGGCAACAGAUCUGAAAAUUAAUAAAAAUUGAAAAACUAGAAUAACAGGGUUGUAAAAGUCAUCAGUCCCCUGAUUUAAGACUUCAUAGAGUCAUGUCUUACUGUAAUUACAGCCAUCAAUCUGUUUGGAUAUAUGUCCCUACCAUCUCUGCACAACUAGAUUGGGGAAUAUGUAGAACUGUUCGAGUUUAGUCAGAUUCUGUGGUGAACGGCGAUGGACUGAUCUCUUCAAGUCCAUCCUCAGAUCGGUUUUAAGUCAGGACUCGGACUUGGCCCCUCAAGGACAUUCACCUUCCUAUCCCUAAACCACUGCGUUGUUCUUUUGGCGGCAUGUUUAGGAUCGUUGUUGUGUUGGAAGGUGAAUGACCUGCCCAUCUUCAGCUGUCUAGCAGAGGGACGACUUGGCAAAAUCCAUUUUCCCUUCAGUCUUAACCAGGUGCCCAGUCCCCGCUGAAGAGAAACAUCCCCACAACAUAAUGUUGCCACCAUGGUGCUCCACAGUAGGUAUGGUGCCAAACAUAGAGCUUGGAGUUCAGUCCCAAAAGUUCAAUCUUGGUCUCAUCUGACCAUAGAACCUUUUUCCACAUGGCGGCAGAAUCUUCCAGGUGUGUUUUUGCACAACACAAACAAGACUGAGUGUAGCACCUUCUCAGAAAAGGCUUCUUUAUUGCCACCCUGCCAUACAGGCCAGCUUUCUGUAAAGCUUGUGAGAUUGUUGUCACAUGCACAGACUGACCAGUCCCAGCCAUAAAGACUUGUAAGUCCAUUAAAGUUGCCUUUGGCCUCUUGGUAGCUUCUCUGAUCAAUGUCCUCCUGGCUCGGUCAUCCAGUUUGAACGGAUCAAAGCAAGGUUUUGUUGGUGCCAUACGGUUUCCACUUCUUAAUGAUGCUCUGAACGGUACUCAGAGGGAUAGAUAAAGCCUUCAGAAUCUUUUUGUUGCCUCACCUAACUUUACAACCUAACCAAUGACUUUAUCCCGGAGGCCUUUUGAAAGCACUUUUCCAACCAUUGUGAAUUCUUUGCAGUACCGUGAACUACUAGUAGUGAAAUCCUCAAGAAAUAGCUGGUUUUUCUGAAGUAAUCAAAAUCACUGUGAUUGAUGUCAGGUGGGGGGCAAUUAGCCUGGCGUUUGAUCUGGAAGUUGAUUGGUUGCACCUGAGCAAAGUGGGAAAAACAGUAAAAUUCCCCAAAACUACUGUAUCUCUGAACUAUGUCUUUAACCAAAUCACACGCAUUGGGGUUAUUCUACAUGAUCUCCUCUUGAUAACUGAUGUAAUAAUUUUCCACUUUCAUUCACUGAGCCUCCCCUGAAACUCCCUCGGGGGAGGCCCACCUCCCACUCUAUGAACCUCUGGUAUACUCUAAGGGGCUGAUCACUUAACCAAACCAGACAUUUCACUAAUUCAUUUUUAAUAAUUGUCCAGAAUUUUUUCGCUUUGAUGAUGAGGGUUAUAAUGUGUACAUACAGCUCAAAAAAGUUAGAUUUAAUUUAUUUCCAUUUCCAGGAUGUAACAUGACAAAAGAUAAAGAUAUUCACAGGGUUUGAUGACUUUCUAUAGACACUGUAAAUGUGCAGAUGUGAUCUAUGGUUCUGUCACCAGCACAUCUUUAUGCUAAACAUCUGUGUUUGACUUGAAUGUUUUUAAAGUUUUAUUCCAAGUGUGUGUGUGUGUGAUAUUUUGAUUUUCAGUUCUGCAAAUUAAACUCUAAACACCAUCCGAUUAAAUCCCUUCACAACAACCACUUUAA
Thunnus maccoyii (southern bluefin tuna) is the source of this 3431-nucleotide messenger RNA. It is a transcript of the gene ptpn18, whose product is annotated as protein tyrosine phosphatase non-receptor type 18. NCBI's taxonomy places the organism in Eukaryota, Metazoa, Chordata, Actinopteri, Scombriformes, Scombridae. Gene Ontology annotation, molecular function: non-membrane spanning protein tyrosine phosphatase activity. Gene Ontology annotation, cellular component: cytoplasm; nucleus. The record is from RefSeq and is a predicted model, not a curated record. Bases 1 to 1455 code for a protein of 484 amino acids. The transcript has 16 exons. Gene Ontology annotation, biological process: peptidyl-tyrosine dephosphorylation.